CACUCGAAAUCAGUAAAAAUAGAUAAAUUUUGAACUCUACAGAUAAUCGCGACAUUUGAGCUUUGACUUGUAAGAUAUCUAUCUCUGCAUUCCCGUAUGGAAAGCGAAGUGUUGCAAAAUACCCACAAAACCCUGAUCAGAGGUUUCUCUUUGCGCGAACAGAGAGACACUACUGCACGUGCACAAUAAAACCUUUGAUCACAGGGGUUUUUCUGUUGCUCGUGCAAAGUUAAACUCCUGAUCUGAGGUUUGGUGUAUUUUGCUACACUCCGCUUUCCAUAGUCCCAGUGCUAAAGUACAGUAUCACCUCUGGCUGCAACAGUGAAUCGGUAAUUUAUAAUUAUACAAAACUUUUGUAUCGUCUGCGAACAACUCCAGUACUCCAAUCCACCCAUUGACUGCUGAAUGCUCCCGUCCACGUCGGAUUAUAACAGGACCUAGCAAGUUACGGAAGGGGAAGGGUUAAGAAGACAUUCUUGAAGAUGACGGAGAAGAUGGACAUCGAGGUGGUGAAGGGCUGCUUCAAGGCAGCCAAAAAGGAGGAUGGGACGAUCAACAUUGAAGAACUCAUGCGAGGAUACGAAGAGAUUGCAAGACUCUACGACAUGAUGGGUUCCUUAUUCACCUUUGUCUCCAAGGACAUGCGAUACCGCCUCAAGGCUCUCGAGACCCACCGCUCCGACAAGAGUCUCUCCGACAACUACCAGACGGUCCAAGCCGUGCUGGACUACGAGACCAAGAACGGCAUCAAGAGGAAGUCCAAAAAGGGGGCCUGUCCGGAAAUCGCGCACUCCAUGAGAUGCACUUCGACAUCGAGUUCUUCAUCGAGAUGUUCAUCACAUUGGAAGCAGGCAACGACGACAGCAAAUGCUCGGAGCUCUCCCGCGAGGCUUUCGACAAGACGCUGAGUAACAACGUGAACUUCGCCGUGCGCCAGGCGGCGCGGCUGGCCAUGAAGUGGCUGCCGACCAGGAAGGUGUUUAUAGAUAGUAAUCUCAAGCAGGACACUGCGCAGGCGCUGGAGUUGAUCGGACCGACUACCGAUACCAUGAGGCAGGUUUAUAACAUCAUGGAGGCGGAGUUUUCAAAGCAUAAUAUCAAAAUUAAAUCCAUCCUAGUACAAACUGAUUAAUGAGUUCACAACUUACGAUUAAUAUUUCUUAUAACAUAAACUUUAUCAAAUGGACGGUGUUAAAGCAGCCGAGUAAUACUACCAAUUAACUUCACCUGGAUAGAGAGUUGCGAAUAUGAUUUUUCGACAUAAGGACAAUAGUGAUAUGAAGUAAUUUCUUCCUACAUGUUGCCAAUUAUCUUCACCUGGAUGGAAAGUGCGAAUAUGAUAUUUCGCCAUAGUAAUAUUUACAUACGUUUUAAUGUGCGUAUGUUUUG
This is a messenger RNA of Strongylocentrotus purpuratus (purple sea urchin), 1389 nucleotides long. Its product is annotated as ceramide-1-phosphate transfer protein. Bases 483 to 908 code for a protein of 141 amino acids. Gene Ontology annotation, biological process: intermembrane lipid transfer. Gene Ontology annotation, molecular function: lipid transfer activity. Gene Ontology annotation, cellular component: cytoplasm. The transcript has 2 exons. The record is from RefSeq and is a predicted model, not a curated record. Lineage: Eukaryota; Metazoa; Echinodermata; Echinoidea; Camarodonta; Strongylocentrotidae.